Nilaparvata lugens (brown planthopper) is the source of this 1426-nucleotide messenger RNA. It is a transcript of the gene Mat1, whose product is annotated as CDK-activating kinase assembly factor MAT1. Gene Ontology annotation, molecular function: cyclin-dependent protein serine/threonine kinase activator activity. NCBI's taxonomy places the organism in Eukaryota, Metazoa, Arthropoda, Insecta, Hemiptera, Delphacidae. The transcript has 4 exons. The record is from RefSeq and is a predicted model, not a curated record. Bases 85 to 1206 code for a protein of 373 amino acids. Gene Ontology annotation, biological process: positive regulation of cyclin-dependent protein serine/threonine kinase activity; nucleotide-excision repair; regulation of transcription by RNA polymerase II. Gene Ontology annotation, cellular component: transcription factor TFIIH holo complex.
AGAAUCGAAGGUCAAAUGAAAUUCCCGGUCAUAGUCAUAAUGAAAAUGAGUUGUUAUUGUUUUUUAUAUUGAGGUUAGGAUUUUAUGAUUUUCUUGAAUGCUUUGAUAAUUAUAUUUAAGGAUUUUUACUGUCAAAAUAAUAUUGAAGCUUCAGCAAAAACUUUUCCUCAUCAAAUUAUUACAUUUGAUUUAUUAUUAGACUUGAAAAAGAAUACCUACUUCCUAUAUCCAGAGAUGGAUGAUCAAGCAUGCCCAAGAUGCAAAACAACAAAAUAUCGAAAUCCUUCUUUAAAACUUAUGGUCAACGUAUGUGGACAUGCAUUAUGUGAAAGUUGUGUCGAUCUUCUCUUUUUAAAAGGAUCUGGUUCUUGCCCGGAUUGUGACGUUCCAUUGAGACGCAGCAACUUCCGUGUUCAACUUUUCGAAGAUCCUGCUGUUGAAAAAGAAGUCGAUAUUAGGAAAAGAGUAUUGAAGGAUUUCAAUAAGAAGGAAGAAGAUUUCAGCUCACUUAACGACUACAAUGACUAUUUAGAGACCGUUGAAACCAUAAUUUUCAAUCUGACCAAUAAUAUUGAUGUGAUGGAAACAAAUAAGAGGAUUGAACAGUAUAAGAGGGAAAACAAAGAAAUAAUUUUGAAAAACAAGAUUAAAAUUGGAAGGGAAGAGCUGGAGCUGGAAGAAUUACUAGAGGAGGAGAAGCAUAUUGACCAGAUAAGGAAGAAAGAAAUUGUCAAGGAAGAGUUGGAGUUGAAGAGGAAGAAAAUUAAAGAGAAAGAAGACCUAAUAGAUGAGCUAAUGUUUUCUAGUCAAGAUGCCAAGAAAAUUGUCAACGAAUUCGCUCAAAUUAGUCAAGCUGCCAAAGAAAUGGAACAAACGAACAAACCAGCUGCUGCUCCCGCUAGAGCUACGCAGUUCUCAACUGGUAUUAAAUUUGGAAGGAGUUCACAACAGAGUGUCUAUCAGAUACCGAUCAUCGAAGACGGUCCACUCUACACUUACAGCGAACCUGAAAAAGUAGUGGACGGUCCCGAACCACCGGCAUGGAGUGAGAUAGAGACAGCUAGGUACAUUGUGCAUAUGCGGCCCGAAACAGUCGAAGAGAGAGCUGGAGGAUACACGGCCAAUAUUGCUUGUAUGAGGGCAUUGCAAGAGGCGUUCAUGGGACUCUAUCAUGUUUCACGGCCAGAGCAAGAUCAAAGUAGUUGAGAAGUUAGUGCAAUCGAUGUGUUCACUCCUACUAAAUCGUCCGUUGGUGUUAUCGCAAACGUAUAUCCCAAAGAUGAAUUUCGCUACCUAACUGUAUGUAUGUCGCAAGUAAACAUAUACAAUCUGUAAAUACUGUCUGUAAUUAUAUUGAAUAGUUUUUUAAGAAAAUGAUUUCGACCAAUUUUUAUAAUUCCUCUAGCAAAUAAAACAUUUACCUCAA